AUGGCGACGAGCAUCAAUCAGCACCAGUGCUCUCUCUCUCUCUCUCUCUCUCUCUCUCUCUCUCAUGGCGACGAGCAUCAAUCAGCACCAGUGGCUUCUCGAUUCCCACUCCCUCAAGGGCUCAAAUUCUCUUAUGGCACAGCCGGAUUCAGAGCCGAGGCGUCGAUGCUGACGUCGACGGUGUUUCGAGCGGGGAUCUUGGCGGCGCUCCGAUCUCUGAAGACCGGCGCCGUUAUCGGCCUCAUGAUCACGGCAUCUCACAACCCCGUUAACGAUAACGGCGUCAAGAUCGCUGAUCCUGAUGGAGGGAUGCUGACUCAGCAGUGGGAGCCCUUCGCUGAUGCCCUUGCCAAUGCUCCUGAUCCCAAGUGCCUUCUCGAUGUAGUUCUAAAGUUUAUAGAGGAGGAGAAUAUACCGUUAGGCGGAUUAAAUUCUGCAGAGAUCUUACUAGGAAGAGACACAAGGCCUAGUGGCCACGCUUUGUCUGAAGCAGCGAAACAGGGUGUUAGCGCUGUAAUUGGGGCAGUUGCAUUCGACAUGGGGAUCUUGACAACCCCACAACUUCAUUGGAUGGUUAGAAGGAGGAACAAAAGGAUGAAAGCAUCUGAAUCAGAUUAUUUUGAACAACUUGCUAGAUCUUUUAGGUGCCUUGUAGAUCUGGUUCCCAAAGAAAUGGCUAAGCUGGUGGAUGCAAAACUUGUAGUAGAUGGAGCAAAUGGUGUUGGUGGAGGAAAACUUGAGGAAUUGAAAGGAAUGCUAACCGGGUUGGAAAUUGAAGUAAGAAAUUUAGGUAGGAAAAGAGAAGGUGUUCUUAAUGAGAAUGUUGGUGCAGAUCAUGUACAGAAGGAGAAGGUUGUUCCCUACGGGUUUGGUUCUGGUAAUGUGGGCAUAAGGUGUGCAAGCUUGGAUGGUGAUGCUGAUAGGCUUGUCUAUUUUCGACUAUUAUCGGCAAAUAGCAGUAGUGUUGAUCUUGUUGAUGGUGAUAAGAUACUAUCUCUCUUUGCUAUUUUUAUCAAGGAACAAUUAGAUACUAUUAGCAGAAUGGAAAAUGACAAGUUGAGAAACAGAUUAUCAUCAAGUCUGGGCAUUGUGCAAACGGCAUAUGCGAAUGGUGCUUCAACACAUUACCUCAAACAGCUAGGCUUGGAAGUUGUAUUUACUCCAACUGGUGUGAAAUAUUUGCACACGAAAGCUUCAGAAUAUAACAUUGGUAUCUAUUUUGAGGCAAAUGGCCACGGGACAAUUCUAUUUUCAAAAGAUUUUAUAUCUAACCUGGAGGAUAUGGAGAAAGAGCUUGCUUCUUGUCCAGAGGCAAUUUUACAAUAUUAUGGAUGGUCCAUUAACAGAUGGAGUGAGCUUUACCACGACCUACCAAGCAAACAGUUAAAGGUAAAAGUUGCAGAUAGAAGUGCUGUUGUCACAGCAAAUGCGGAAACACAAGUUGUGAAACCAUUAGGUUUACAAGAGCUGAUAUAUGCUGAGACUGGUAAGCAGUUAUACUACUUUCAAGUGACUCCUCUUAUACCUGCGAUGCAACUUUGAUUUGUUUCUCAGUUUGAUUUUCUGUUGAAAAAUCCAAUCUGAUAUAAUGUUCUUCUCGAUCUGUUUUAUAAGAAAAUAUUAAUUUACAGAAUUACAGUAUCCUCCAUUAUAUGUUUACCGAGUGUGUCGUGCUAACACUGCCUAGGUAGCGUGUAUAUAGUAUGUAUGCCACAACACAGGACAAUCAGAAUUCAGGUGAAAGAAUAUAAGAAAUAAUUGUAGAAAAAUUCUAAAUUGCAUAUGAUUUAUUAGAUAUAAUAACUUUUUAUGAGCGCAUAUGAUUUAUGGCUAAUGAGAUUCAAAACGACAUUAAGUAGUAUAAUUGUAAACAACAUUCGACACCCAAGUUAAUGAUAAACUGACAUGAGUAAGAGAAGAAAUAUAAACAAAUGGAAAGCAUGAGCACCAGGUUUAAAAGGUACAAUUUACAAGCACUAAUGACACUUAGUAAUCCAAGUAUAACCAUGCCGAUAUUGAAUUAUUAAACGAAGUACAUCUGUAUUAAGCAAUGCUACUAAUUAAUUAUGUUUUUCAAAUUUGAAUAUAACCCUUGUGAAUACUCCUCAUUUGGUUUUUCCUACAGACCUUUUUAUAUUAAUACCUCAUCUCCCUCAAACCUAAAGUUAUUUAACUUCCCAAACCAUUGAAUUUGAUUUAUGGGCAAGGUUUACUUCACUAUGCUUGUGGAACUUUGUUAUCCCCCUUUUUUUUAUUUUCACUUUCAGUUGACAUCAUUUGGAAUUAAGAUGUUUAUAAUGAUAAAAGGUUAAAUAAGUGAUUUCAUCAUGUUUCUAUUCACAUUAAUCUGCAAUUAACAGUAAUGAAUUCUGCAAUAAGUUAUAAUGCAUUUGAGGGAGUAACAUCCAAAACACAAAAAAAAAAUUAAGCCAGACUUCCAAAAUCUGCUCAUCCAAUAAGAAUAGAUUUUUCCAGCUUGAACUAUUUGAUCAGAAAUACUAAGAAAAUCAAAACCACCCAAGCUUCAAGGAGAUGGAUUUCAAAUUCAUAGUACUGUCUGGUUUUAACCGUCUGGUUUUAGCCUGAAGCAACCCUAAAACACGAUGUUUUUGUAGCCAUCAUCCAAAACCCAACAGUUCCUUUAAAAUUACACAUGCACACACACAAGCAGAAGCUAUGCACAAUUUCUUUUUGGGAACUAAGGUAAAACUGCACCAUUCUGGUAAGAGAUCAGGUCUCUCAGUCUCCAGUCCAUUUCUAGCCCUGGCAUUUUCAACAAAAACAGUCAAGGGUAGAUAUUUUUUAGUGCAACCUUAGUAAAUUCAGUUUUCAAACCUAACUUUAACCAAAGCAAAAGUUAGAACAGGGAUUGUUUGAAAUUCAAUUUAAGAAAAAGAAAAAAGAUGCACUGAUUUUGGUCUUUUACCUAUUUAUAUUCAAGUUAUGCUAUGCUUGUUUACCUUCUAUAGUUAAGAAUAGUCAAGAAAAUUAUGCAUAUGCCCUCAUUAUCCGAGGAAUGUAAUGAAAAUCCAUUAACACCUUUUAUUUGAGGUGGGUAUACAAUGGGAGAUUUCUGAGGGGUGGAUAAAAACUCUUGCCAGUCGCAAGAUACUAAGAAACAUAGAUACUACUAGCGGGUUAACCAAGUUAGAAAACCAGCUAAACUGCUUAUAUGCUUCUCAAAUAUGUAACUGCCAGCUAUAGUUAUUCAGCGACAUAUGCUCCAGCCAACUAGCUGCACAUGAUCUGCAUAUGGUCAUUUUACAUGUCUGUUUUAUAUGACAUCCCUUGUUCUGCAGUUUACAAAACUGAAGAAUUUGAUAUGUAAUAACAUUAAGCCCCACCCUUAACAAACUUGAAUAGGUGCUUUGUGUUGGGUUGGCAUGUUUUUUUAUUUGAUUAAAUGAGGAUCGUGUAUGGCAUUGUAGAAGAAAUGCAUAAUGAAAAUAAACCUUAAUUUGUUUUUUUUUUCCAAAUUCUAAUAUUUUUUUUUCCAAAUUCUAAUAUUAUGGAAAAGAAAGGGGACUCUCAGGGGCGAUGUUUUAUUCGUCCAUUCUUGUACAAAUUCUAAUAUUUUUUUUCCAAAAUCAUGUCAUAAUUGUUCCUGAAUGGUUAUUUGUAUAAGAAUAUGCUGAACGUCAGGCCUUUGUAUGGACUCAAAUUUUGGUGGCUCUUUUCUGGCCAGCAAUCUAUCACUAUUUGCCAGAAACUAGGCCUUUUUAAUGUGAGGAUAGAACUUAUACAUUUCAGGUAGAUGAACGUGUAUUACGUAAAAGAUUUACAUAAAGUUGACGUCCAAUUGUAGAACUCUUUUGACGUUUU
Asparagus officinalis (garden asparagus) is the source of this 3822-nucleotide messenger RNA. Its product is annotated as phosphoacetylglucosamine mutase-like. Lineage: Eukaryota; Viridiplantae; Streptophyta; Magnoliopsida; Asparagales; Asparagaceae. Gene Ontology annotation, biological process: UDP-N-acetylglucosamine biosynthetic process; carbohydrate metabolic process. Gene Ontology annotation, molecular function: phosphoacetylglucosamine mutase activity; magnesium ion binding. The record is from RefSeq and is a predicted model, not a curated record.